AUGAAGGAGAAUACACUGUUGGCCAGGGCUCUUUAUGACAACCAUCCUGACUGCUCCGAUGAGCUGGCCUUCUCCAGAGGAGACAUCCUGACCAUUUUGGAGCAAAAUGUGCCGGAAAGCGAGGGCUGGUGGAAGUGUCGGCUGCAUGGGAGGCAGGGCCUGGCCCCUGCCAACCGCCUCCAAAUCCUCCUGGAGGCCCCUGAGGAUAGAUCCUGUCCCCCAUUCCCAGGAGGCUUGGAAAAAACCAUCACUAACUCAGAGGAGACCUACCAGGUGCCCACAGUGCUGCCCACUCCACCCCCAGGCCCUGUGUAUGAGCCGAUGAAGAGCUGGGUGGAGGAGCCUCUGCCACUUGCUGCCCAAGUCUACGAGUUCCCUGACCCACCUCCCACCGCCAGAAUCGUCUGUGAAAAGACUUUAAGCUUUCCAAAACAGACCCUCUUUGUGCUUCCCAGACCUUCGAGGGCCUCGCUGCCAGCCCUGCCUUCCCAACUGUACGACGUGCCCGUGCAGAGCCGGGUCCCCUCGGCCCUUAAGGAGCCGGAGAAGCAGCAGUUAUAUGACAUACCGCCCAGUCCRCAAAAGGCAGCACUCCACCUUCCAGCCAGCCAAGCAGGCGACAUUCCUCUGAAACCAGUGUUGGCAUUUAGAAGAGAGGGCUGCAGCACAUUGCCAAACCCUCAGAAAUCAGAAUGGAUUUACGACACUCCAGUGUCUCUGGGCAAGGCCAAUGUCAGAAAUGCAUCUCUAGCCAGCUUCGUGGAAGAAGCAGGGCCAAAUGCUGUCCCCAGUUCGAGCUCUACUUUCCAUAGACCUCCAGAUACCAAAGUCAGGAUCCUCCCUUCACAGCCAAGUAAAAAGGUGCCCACGAAGAAGAAUCCCAGCCUUUCAGAUGUCCCUUCCUACACCAUCCUAGUGCCCAGGAACACACUCUCUUCAGAUGCAGGCGCCAGCUACAAGGUGCCUUCCAGCUUUCUGAUUCCCCGAGUGGAGCAGCAGAACACCAAGCCCAAUAUUUAUGACAUCCCUAAAGCAAUGCCAAGUGCGUCCCAGGCAGGGAAAGAACUGGGAAAAGCCAAGGAGGUUCCAGAGAACCCCCGGGUCCACAAUUCCUUCGAGUUCCCCAGACGAAAAACUUCCCUAUCUCCAGAACCAGACAGAUCAUCCAUUGCCAGCUCGGACAGCAGAGCCAGUGUGGUUUCUUCCUGCUCCUCCAUAUCAACUGACUCCUCCUCUAGCUCCUCCUUGGAGGAGUCAGCCAAGGAGCUCUCCCUGGAUCUGAACUUAGCCAAAGAGACAGCAAUGAGCCURCAGCACAAAGUGGUCAGCUCUGCAGCAAGCCUGCUGCUCUUUGUAAGUAGGAAGUGGAGGUUCCGAGACUCUCUGGAGGCCAACAUUGAUGGGAUCCACAGGGCUGCUGACCACAUAGAAGGAGCUUUAAAAGAAUUUCUGGAUUUUGCCCGAGGAGUUUAUGGGUCAACCUGCAACGUCACUGACAGUCAUCUUAGGGCCAGAAUUCGAGAUCAGUUACAGACAAUCUCCAAUUCCUACCAGAUCCUGCUAGAAGCAAAGGAAAACCUGGACAGCUGCAAUUGGUCCCUYGAAGUUCUUGUGACAGACAAAGUUCAGAACAGCCUCGAUGACCUUGAGAGGUUUGUCAUGGUGGCACGGAUGGUUCCAGAAGAUGUCAAGAGAUUUUCCUCCAUUGUCAUUGCCAAUGGGAGGCUGCUCUUUAAGGAGAAUUGYGAAAAAGAAGAGACUAUCCAGUUGUCCCCAAAUGCAGAAUUUACGUGUAAAAAAGGCAUCCAGCUUCCACAAAGAGAAGUAGAAUCAUMCCAAAAGAGUGCUCCUUUUAAUAAAGCAAGGGAAAACUACCAUUCCCCAGAAGUACUUAAGAAAAAUGGGACAAGUGCUUCUGAACAGAAUCCUGGCUCUCUUGUAGCCCAGCCUUUGACUCAGCAGAACCCUGGGAGGAAAGUGCACCUUUCUGAACACUGCCGCCUCUAUUUUGGGGCGCUCUUCAAAGCCAUCAGCGUAUUCCACAGCAGCCUCAGCAACAGCCAGCCUCCAGAGAUCUUUAUCACUCAGAGCAAGCUGGUCAUCAUGGUGGGGCAGAAGCUGGUGGACACUCUGUGCAAGGAGACCCAGGAGAAGGAUGUGCGUAACGAGAUCCUCUGCAGCAGCAGCCACCUUUGCGGGCUGCUGAAGGACCUGGCACUGGCCACCAAGAAUGCAGUUCUCAAGUACCCGAGCCCUGCAGCCCUGGGGCACCUCCAGGCUGAGGCCAAGAAGCUGGAGCAUCACACAAGACAAUUCAGAGGGACGUUGGAUUGA
This is a messenger RNA of Urocitellus parryii (Arctic ground squirrel), 2334 nucleotides long. RefSeq names its product Cas scaffold protein family member 4 (gene Cass4). NCBI's taxonomy places the organism in Eukaryota, Metazoa, Chordata, Mammalia, Rodentia, Sciuridae. The record is from RefSeq and is a predicted model, not a curated record. Gene Ontology annotation, biological process: cell surface receptor protein tyrosine kinase signaling pathway; cell migration. Gene Ontology annotation, molecular function: protein binding. Gene Ontology annotation, cellular component: plasma membrane; cytoplasm.